Molecule: messenger RNA, 941 nt
Organism: Hydra vulgaris (swiftwater hydra)
Lineage: Eukaryota; Metazoa; Cnidaria; Hydrozoa; Anthoathecata; Hydridae
Product: indolethylamine N-methyltransferase
Cellular component (GO): cytosol
Molecular function (GO): N-methyltransferase activity
Source: RefSeq, a predicted model, not a curated record
AAAUUGCAAAACAAAACAAACUUCACAAGAAUGUUGAAAAUCAAGUAGUUUGUGAUUUAAUAUGAAUACCGAAUAUAAUAGUGAAACGUUUGAUUCAAAAGAUUAUUUGCAACGAUAUUAUCAAACAAUAAAUGGACAUCAAGAUGAAAACUACGACAACUAUUUUAUAGAUCAAUUAUUAGAUGUUAUUAAUCAUAACGAAAUAAAUGGUUCUUCAUUGUUAGACGUUGGCUCUGGACCAUGUAUGCAUACGGCAAUAAUAUCAAGCAAAAGAUUCAGUAAUAUUUAUUUAAGUGAUUAUUUGAGAUCAAACAGAGAGGAACUGACUAAAUGGUUAAAAAACGAUCAAAGCGCGCAUGAUUGGACUAGUUUUCUUGAGUAUAUUAGUAAGAAGGAGUCUUCAAGUGUUGAAGAAAUUUCUAAAAGAACUAAAGAAUCAGUAAAAGGUUGCAUACAAAUAGAUGUUAAUUUGACUAACCCACUGGAGCCCAAUUGGUUUAAUCAAUUCGAUUGCAUACUUACGUCACUGUGUCUUGAAGCGGCUUGCCCUGAUUUUGACUCAUACAAUAAAGCAAUUGAAAAUUUAAGCAACUUGCUAAAAGUAAAUGGCUGUAUGAUUAUGAUGGGCGUUUUAGGUGAAACUUUUUACAGAGUUGCAGAUGUAAAAUGGGGUUGUCUUAAACUUGAAAUAAAUGAUAUAAAGCAAGCAUUAAUUAGAAAUGGGCACGAAGUUUUAUUUUAUAACUCGCAAAAGUUAAACAACAAAGAAAGCGAUACAUCAGACUGCAAUGGAUUAUUCAUAGUUUUAUCAAAAAAGAAGUAGUGUUAACUGCUGGAAUUGACCGUUAUAAAUGGUUUGAUGCAAAAGACACAAGCUGUGCCAUUAUUAUUAUGCGCUAUUAUGAACAUCUUUAAAUUUAUCUACAUUAUCAAUUUUAUUA